Molecule: messenger RNA, 2803 nt
Organism: Pleuronectes platessa (European plaice)
Lineage: Eukaryota; Metazoa; Chordata; Actinopteri; Pleuronectiformes; Pleuronectidae
Product: phosphatidylethanolamine-binding protein 4
Exons: 7
Coding region: 35-661 (208 amino acids)
Source: RefSeq, a predicted model, not a curated record
CAGCAGCAGCGUCAGAAGCAGAGGAACACAGACAAUGAAGGUGCAGGAGGAGAACAAGCUGAGAAACAUGGCUGCACUCGGGUCAUUUCUGGUGUUGUCUAUUUGCAUCUUGGGGCUUUUCCAUGUGGAAACAUCACCAGACAGUCUCAGCUCAAAGGAUUCUUCUUUCUGUCAUGGUGGACUAGAAGUGAUCUACCCAGAGCUGGACAUCGACAAAUGCCUCAUCGUUCCCAAGGACCAGAAGCUCAGAGAGAAAGUCAGCAAAGUGUGGAAAGCCCCACAGAUUUACUUCUCUGGAGCACACAAGAAAAAGACGUAUGUUCUGGUGAUGGUGGAUCCCGAUGCUCCGAGCCGCGCUAGUCCAACAUCUGCAUACUGGAGGCACUGGCUGGUCGUGGACUUAAAGGGGGAUGCUCUCCAGAGUGGACAGACACAUGGAACCACCCUCACUGACUAUCAUCCGCCGACUCCGCCUCAGAAGUCUGGUUUUCAUCGCUACCAGCUCAUGUUGUUUGAGCAGCCUCCAGAAGCAUCCGUGUCUCUCAGCCCACCGGAAAACUCGUCCCGCGGUAAAUGGGAUCUCCAGGCCUUCGUCACAAGGUUUAAUCUGGGAGAGCCUGUGGCCGCUCUGCAGUUUCUCACCCAAAACUGCAAAGACUGACACCUGGAAGAGGAAUCUGCCAGAACAAUGAUAUAAGAUAAUGCUACCCCACUUUCCCUGAAUUAAACAGCAUUAGUUCUUCAAGCUUGCAACAGGUCAGCCCUCUCUGCCCCUUAUCUUAUCGCUGCGUUAGUAGGAGAUUUCCUCUUUGUGCUGCUGUGUUUUGAUGUUGCCCCUGUAUCUCUCCUCCCGUGGUCCUGAGCGAGGGGUUGGGGAAAUAGAUUUUGACCUCAUUGAGGGGAUUUCUUAUUAGUUUCCAAACGCCGUCAACGAGAGGAGGAACACGGCCUGAUAUCACAAUUCAUUGUGGAAAGAGUUGAUUCUAAUUCAGGGGCGGAAACACGUCAGGGCCAAAAAAAGGAAGUGGGAGGUGAAACCGAGACCGCAACUGAGCCGGAUGCUGCAGUGGAACUUGAACCAAAAUACUCAGCAGAGUGACAGGGCAGGGGGGAGGGGCUGCAGGGCCUGUGGUGUCUCUGGUGGAGGGAACUUACUGUUUGUGUAAUUGUUUAUCAUAUUUCCAUUGACCACUCUCACCCCAAUCGGAAACAAUCAGCUACUAUCGGGACCUCGAUUGACUCAAGUAAAAAUAGGAGACUGCUCUGUCUCAACACUGCUUUGUCCUUGAAUGUAACUUUGGGAUGAUGAACCCGUGUUGAACUUUGGACGGUUGCAUAAGAGAUCCCACCUGGUACGUCUGCAGAGGAUAGUGUGAAAACUUCAACUUUUCAACCCGCUCACAAGGAGAUACUUUUCAGACUUCACGGGUCUUUGUGGAGGGUGGGUCAGAGUACCCCCCAGGAGGCUUAUUGGUUUCUAACCAGCAACUCUCCUCUGGGAGGGGUUUGUAUCAAUACCCCAGAUGUCUGAAAAAGGCUGGAUUUACAUGAGGGACUUUGAUGUUCUGAUGAUCAAUCUUUAGUUGGUGGUUUCAUUGACCCUAAUUUGGUGUCUCAUCAGUGGGCCAGGCAGGAGUAGGUAAUGGAGGUUUUUGUUCCUUUGGUGGUUAAGCCAGCCUUGGUAAACCCCUAUGUGCCCUCUCCAUGAACUCCAGGAGAUCAUUGAUCAAAUUGUCCUGCAUCUGCUUUGUUUGCCUCCCCGACUUAACAGUCUAAGCAGCCGGCGUUCACAAAACACAACAACCAAAACAAUGCACACACGCACACAGUUAGUCGGAGAGUCCACCGCCUCUGAACAGAAGUGUGUGUCGGUUGUAAUAUCGCUCUUGACCUUGAUUUGCCCAUCUUAUUUGACUUAUGAAAUCACAUUUUUGACAAUUGGCAUAGUGGAGGAUAAUUCCACACUCAUUGUGAAGCAUGCCAAUAGGGAGAGCAUUCUUCCAAAAACCACCUACUUGAAUCCAUCAGUACACCAUUAAAAGCCAAGAUAUGUUCUUCCAAAUACAAUGUGCAUUUUUUUCCUCUCUUUCAUAUCUCGGAGAUAUCCUGCCAAACAGCUGGAUUUUGCCACUCAGCUUCCUUGAAUGUGUUUAUUUUUACGCCAAAUGUCAGGAGAGUUGAAAUAUUAUGAUUAAGAAAAAACUGACAGCUGAAGUUGAACGGUGAACAAUAUAUUGCCGUCUCUGGAAAAAAAAUUACCUCUCACAUCCCUUGGUGAUAUGGCAAAGGCAUUUAAUAUUUUCUUAAUUUAUUCAAACUUACAUUAAUUAAAAGCAAUUUGUAUAAUAAAUUCAAUUGCCUAACCGGCACUAAGUGAUCUAAUAUGCAUGGUGUCUUGAGUCUGUCUGCGUUUUCUUUCUCUCAGCUGAAGAAGUGAUGCAGAUUUAUUUCACCAGAGCAUCUCCGGUGUUUAUCGCUCGCUGUGAGCAGUGGCAACGUGACGUCUGUUCAAUGCAUGUCCACAGUUUGGUCUGCUGACCACUUUGCCUAUUUUAACUCCCUGUGUGUUUGACCUCAGACAGAUGUAUUGUGAAUGGUAUUGUUCUGCAAAUCUGACGGCAUUGUGAAGUUCCAUCCAUCUGGAGAUUUAAGUCAUGCAAGAAAUACAUUAUUGUAAACGCAGGAUUUAAAAAUUCCCCUUGUGACCUUCUUCCUGAUGUAUCCGAAAUGUCCUUGUGUCUUAAAUGCACGUUAUCAAUCCUGUUAACUGUGAAAAAAAAAACUAUGUAUGUAUACAGACAAA